GAGAUGCUUCUGCUCUUAGCUUCGCCAACGCCGACAUCCCGGGUGGGCGCUACCGCAGCGGCGGGCUGGCACAGGAGGAGGAUCUCUGCCGCUUGCUGCCGCAGCUCUACCCGGCCCUCAAAGCCACACCAUAUCCGAUCCCUCCGGGAACAGUUCUGGUAGCUCGAGACCUUCUGGCUCUAAGGAAGCCUGGCACCUAC
Molecule: messenger RNA, 200 nt
Organism: Symbiodinium necroappetens
Lineage: Eukaryota; Dinophyceae; Suessiales; Symbiodiniaceae
Source: the annotation of a GenBank genome assembly